This is a messenger RNA of Saccostrea echinata, 2875 nucleotides long. Its product is annotated as DNA repair and recombination protein RAD54B-like. Bases 121 to 2745 code for a protein of 874 amino acids. Gene Ontology annotation, biological process: double-strand break repair via homologous recombination; reciprocal meiotic recombination. NCBI's taxonomy places the organism in Eukaryota, Metazoa, Mollusca, Bivalvia, Ostreida, Ostreidae. Gene Ontology annotation, cellular component: nucleus. The record is from RefSeq and is a predicted model, not a curated record. Gene Ontology annotation, molecular function: ATP binding; ATP-dependent chromatin remodeler activity; DNA translocase activity. The transcript is spliced from 26 exons.
CGUUUGAUGAACAGAUCAAAACAUUGAAGAACUAGAAGAAAGAAAAUAUCCGAUGUGUAUAUUAAUUUUAAAGUCAGAAUGAAGUGAACAUUUUGAAAAAGAGGUUGUAAGCGUAUAAAUAUGAGGAGGUCAUCCGCCCCAAGCCAAGGACCUCAGGCCAAGAGACCUAGAUUUAACGUUCCAUUCAAAAGCCCUUGUCAAAUACGAAACACGGUAGAAAAGCCACCGGCAGCAUCUGAAUUUCAGAACAGGGAUAAGGUUUUGACAUCAAGAACCAGUGAAAAUACAAUUUCUCCCAAUGAAAGACUUCAAAGCAAAGAGAAAAUUCAGUCGGUAUUUAAGACAAACACUGCCUCUCCUGUCGCUCAAACAACAUUAGAGAAUGCUGUCGUUCCUUGUAGGUACUUUGCAGUCAUGUGGUGUAAACUUUCAAAGAAAAAGCAUAAAAAGUGGGAAGGUGAUGCUGUGUUGGUGACCCAGGGAAGAAAUGUCACAUUGUAUGACAUUGAAGGCAAAGUGAUAGGAAAAGCUACAGGGUACAAAAGUGUAGAGCUUGAGGCACUUAAAGAGGAUGAAACUCUAAUGAUAGGAGGCAAGGAAAUUCAGGUGAUGUCAAUAAUGACAGAAGAGCAGUUCAAAUCUGGAAAGUGUUUUUCCUCUUUGACAGAAGCUUCUCAGGUCCCCACCAUGCCGGAAAGACCAGUUGUCUCUGCUGUAGAGAAAACAUUUGUCAACCCACUGAAAGGAGGGAAACCAGCUACAACUGUUUCUUUCUCCACCACCCCUCGACAUGACCCAACUACACCCAAUGCUCUUGUCUUGCCUAGACCCACUGCAUCUCACCAGUGGCAAUACAACAAGAAGAACUUUCCUGUUGUGGAUGUUGUUGUGGAUCCGUAUCUUUCUGUCCACCUUAGACCACACCAAAGAGAGGGAGUCACUUUCCUGUAUGAGUGUGUGAUGGGUUUUAGAAACAUUUCAGGAAAGGGAGCUAUCUUGGCUGAUGAUAUGGGACUGGGAAAAACACUGCAAUGCAUUUCUUUGUUAUGGACAUUAUACAAGCAAGGCCCCUAUGGUGGGAAACCAACAAUUAGAAAUGCUCUUAUCAUAACUCCUGGAAGUUUAGUCAAAAACUGGUUUCAAGAGAUAAAGAAAUGGUUGGGCACAGAAAGGUUGAAAGCAUUUGCUGUUAGUUCAGAUAAUAAGAUCGAGGAGUUUAUGAAUACGUCCAUAUAUCCCAUUGUGAUAAUUUCCUACGAAAUGUUUGUACGAGUUUAUGAGAAACUACAGUCCUUGCAGUUUGACAUCAUUGUCUGUGAUGAAGGUCAUAGACUGAAAAACAGCAGUAUUAAAACAACAUCUUUAAUUGCCAGUUUGCCAACACAGAGAAGAGUAGUUUUGUCAGGUACUCCAAUACAAAAUGAUCUACAGGAAUUUUACUCUAUUGUGGAAUUCUGUAAUCCAGGAUUGUUGGGAACAUCUGCAUCUUUCAAAAGAGUGUUUGAAACCCCCAUUGUUGCCUCCCGUCAGCCAGGUGCAUCGGUGGAGGAGCUUGAUUUGGGGGCUAAAAGAGGCAGUGAACUCAGUCGUAUAACUAAACUGUUUGUCCUCAGACGCACCCAGGAAAUCAACACAAAAUAUCUCCCUCCAAAAUGUGAGAUAGUUCUUUUCUGUAAGCCUACUGACCUGCAGCUGAGGUUGUACUGCCAGAUGCUUCAGGGGAAGUUGUUCCGGUCCUGCCUCGGGAGUGAUGGAGCCUCACAUCUGAUCUGUAUAGGGGCUCUCAAGAAGCUUUGCAAUCACCCUAGUCUAAUUUUCACCAAAGCCUGCCAAGCUGAAGAAUGUACAGAGGACCUAGAGGAGGGGUCUGUGUACAGUGGACUGUCCUCUCUCUUUCCUCCAGGAUACCAAGAAGAUGAUUGUUCAGCAGAACAUGCAGGGAAAUUAAAAGUUUUGUCUGAAAUUCUAAAGCAGAUACACAUGAACUCAGAAAAGAUAGUGGUAGUUUCCAAUCACACCAAGACAUUAGACAUCCUUCAACAGUUCUGUGGCAAAUGUGGAUAUGGCUAUUUACGAUUGGAUGGUCAAACACCUACUAAUAUACGACAGGAAAUUGUCACCAAGUUCAACAGCAAGCAUUGUGUUGAAAAGGUAUUUUUAUUAAGUUCUAAAGCUGGAGGAGUUGGUCUGAACCUUGUAGGGGCGUCCCGUCUCCUUCUGUACGACAUUGACUGGAACCCUGCCAAUGAUCUGCAGGCAAUGGCAAGGGUGUGGAGAGAUGGGCAGAAAAGACAGAUUUACAUCUACAGACUUCUAACAACUGGGACUAUUGAAGAAAAGAUUUAUCAACGUCAAAUCAGUAAGCAGGGUCUUAGUGGAGCCGUCAUGGACCUCAAAAACAAGAGGGAGGCUCAGUUUUCCCUACAGGAGCUUAAAGAUUUGUUUUCUUUAAAUGAAAACACUCUGAGUGACACUCAUGACCUUCUGAAAUGUGAAUGUGGAGGACAAAAAGAAACAACUCCUGAAACUGAUCCUGCACAAAGCUCUAGGUCAUGUCAGCUGGGGAUUCCACCCAUUCAGAAAAACAAGACACUGGGUAUGGAAGAGCUAAUGGAUUGGAAACAUAUAUCUGGGAAUGUGCUUAACAAAAAUACGGACUGGUUACUUGGAGAUGCUCCCUCUUCCAUUACCUUCAGCUUCUGGCAAAAAAUCAACUCUGAAAAAUCUACAACUUGUACAGACUGAACUGGUUUCAAAUGCAAAGGGACAUAUAAGAAACUUGAUGAAUACAAAACAUUUACAUGUACCUUAAAUAAGGAUGUAUUAAAAUAUGAGUACAUGUAACGUGUUUUAAAUAAAGUAUCAAAUAAAUUAA